AUGAAACCGGUGGGAAUGAAGCGCACCUCGGCAGAAUCAGAAGUAAACAGUCCGUUUGCUCGCUUUAAGGAGCUUCUCUUCUGUUCACUAUGUGCGGUCGCCUUGGAAGUCAUGCCAAAAGAGAUAGUGUUCCAAUACAUGCAGUCGGUUUUCUGCUGUGACGCACAACCAAAGGCUCUUAGAGGACGAAUUCGUGGUGCGAAAUGGGCAAACCGGGCCAUUUAUCUUUUAUCGCGCACUAACUGGGGCUCAUGUAGCUGGGACAUCAUCUAUGUUGCUAGUAAUCAAGUCAACUUUUAUAGCGAGUUCAACGACUAUUCGAUUAAACCCGAUGAGUUCAUAAACGGGCUAAAGCCAGAAUUCAAUCCAGAGAAUACUAAAACGAUAUCGGUCCCGCUCGCAAUCCCUUCCAUCAUACGAACAAUUUUCGAAGAUCUAGUACCGCUUGAAAAGAUUUGCGAAUGCCUAGGAUAUGAGCUUGGUGAUUAUAAUAAACUGGACCUUUCUGGUCUUGAAACCCUUCUUGCCCAGAAAACAAACACCGAGCCUAGUGAUCCUUUGGAUACUUCUAACGGAUCAUCACAUUCGCCGAUCUAUGCCACAUCCUCUCCAUCGGCACCAAAUUCAUGUUCAGAUCCUCCAAUUAAUGAGCUUUUCGAGUACUCAACCAAUGCAUCUACCCCGACGGAAGGUUCACUGGAAUCACCUGCGAAUUCCGACAUAGACGACCUCUUCGAAGAGCACCCAACCAGUACAUCGACUCCAAAUGAAAGUCCACUCAAUAAUGGUACAACCGAAGCGAAUGACGAAAUAAUGGAUGGCAGUGUCGACGGUAUAUACCUUAGCACCCCGAUCAACGAUCCCUCCACGUUACAAAGCAUAUCUUUUAAUCACUCUCCCCCAAAGGACAAUAUGCCGGAUCUUGCUCUCUCGCUUUCAAAUGAUAUACGCGCUCAAUCAUAUCCCUCAGUGGUCGAUUUUGAACCUGAGAUUCGAGGCAGUCGACCUGCAACAAGUCUUCUUUCUGGGUCAAACAUAUUUCCAAAUCUCGAUGCUGAAUCAUCUAUGGUGACAUCAUCCACCAGUACUGAGAUGAAUGGAACGCUAAAUCUCGAAUCUAAUUCAUCAUCCAACAUAGAAACAUCAUCUGCCAGAACGACUCUCAGUCAGACAUUUUCCCCCAAUGAUAUCACUCAGCAGCAAGGCCUUUCAGCGAAUGAUCCUCAACUGCCACCGUCGACUGAUUUGUGGCAACAAUACGAUUGGGAAUUAGAUGGUAUACUGCAGCAAGGGUUUCCGGCGAAUGAUCCUCAACUGCUACCGUCGACUCACUUAUGCCAACAAUACGAUUGGGAAUUAGAUGGUAUACUGCAGCAAGGGUUUCCGGCGAAUGAUCCUCAACUGCUACCGUCGACUCACUUAUGGCAACAAUACGAUUGGGAAUUAGAUGGUAUACUGCAGCAAGGGUUUCCGGCGAAUGAUCCUCAACUGCUACCGUCGACUCACUUAUGGCAACAAUACGAUUGGGAAUUAGAUGGUAUACUGCAGCAAGGGUUUCCGGCGAAUGAUCCUCAACUGCCACCAUCGACUGACCGGUCGCAACAAUGCUCUUCCGACCUUCUGCAGCAGGAUCUUUCGCUAAGCAGCCACUCGCCGCUACCCUCUUUGGGUUUAGGCCAGGAUGCCGCCACAGCUAUCUCGGGUAAUUCCCCGGAGACCCGGUACCAUUUAUUAAUUCGUCCUUCACUUGUGUCCAGAGAGGGCGGUUCUUCUUGGGACUUAGAAAAUAGUCACCACGCCCUUGGAUUCUCGGACGCCAUUCACCAGAAUGCUUCUUAUUCCCCGAACAGGAGCCUUUCGGUAAUGUGA
Molecule: messenger RNA, 1869 nt
Organism: Penicillium hordei
Lineage: Eukaryota; Fungi; Ascomycota; Eurotiomycetes; Eurotiales; Aspergillaceae
Exons: 4
Coding region: 1-1869 (622 amino acids)
Source: RefSeq, a predicted model, not a curated record